Mesorhabditis belari is the source of this 939-nucleotide messenger RNA. Lineage: Eukaryota; Metazoa; Nematoda; Chromadorea; Rhabditida; Rhabditidae. The record is from the annotation of a GenBank genome assembly.
AUGAGUGGGGAGACGAGCAACUUGGCGUUUACCCAUAUUUUGGGACAGGGUCGAGUGAAUCAAUUGGGUGGCGUGUUCAUCAAUGGCCGUCCUCUGCCACAACACAUUCGUGCGAAGAUCGUCGAGAUGGCGGCAAGUGGAGUCAAACCUUGCCAGAUCUCGCGUCAACUUCGCGUCUCGCACGGAGCCGUGUCAAAGAUUUUGAAUCGCUAUGCUGAAACGGGGAGUAUUUGCCCAGGACAGAUUGGUGGAAAUCCCCGUUCUCGUUUGCCCGUGCAAGCCGUUGAGAGACAAAUCCUCGACGUGCACGACUCACAUCCCGAUCUCACUCCCGUUGAAGUCCGAGAGAAACUCGUUGAAAUUGGAAUCUGUGCCCGAUCAACUGCCCCGAGUGUCUCCUCGAUAUCAAGACUACUUCGUUCUGUCCGCUCUUCAGCACAAAGUCCGACCGUUUCCGAGCCACCCUCGGCAGCUACGACGAAAAAACGUUUGAGCCACUCAAUUGACAGCAUUCUCGGGCUUUCAUCAGAAGACGACACCAAAUCGUACACAUCGACAUCAACUUCUUCGUCGGAUGACGACUCAACCCUAUCGCCGAGCGAGCCACGAAGAAAUCGAACAUCGUUCAGUAGUGCUCAAUUAGAGGUUCUGGAGACAGCUUUUCGAAAGAACACAUAUCCGGAUGCUGCUGAAAGAGAAACCCUCUCACAACAGGCAAAUCUAACCGAAGAGAAGAUUAUGACUUGGUUUUCGAAUCGUCGUGCUCGUUGUCGGAAGAGUAUCCCAUUGAAUUUGGCGGCUGUUGCAACAGGACUCCUCCCACCACCGCCCACUCAUCUACAACAAUCAGCUACGGGUUUUCCCUUCCCCACCCCUUCACUUUCAUUUCUUCUUCCUCCUCAGCUGAUGUUCCCGCAAUUUGUCGGCCUCAACCAUGGA